Danio rerio (zebrafish) is the source of this 2265-nucleotide messenger RNA. NCBI's taxonomy places the organism in Eukaryota, Metazoa, Chordata, Actinopteri, Cypriniformes, Danionidae. The record is from RefSeq and is a predicted model, not a curated record.
CUGGCAGUGACGUCACGUCCCCUGUUCCUGUUGACAGCAGAGCGCUUCCGGUCGAGCUGUGCUCCGCCGUGUUUUGGCAAAUAUCUGCGGAUCUGCUGCAGUUUGCGCGUCUGUUAUUGAUCACCGACUGACGGAGAGUGUCGAUAACCCCUCCUGCAGCGCGCGCUCGCCGUGAGCUGAUCGACCAGCGCGAAUGAUCUUCGGUUAUUGAUGAGUUAUUGAUCAGCGGCAGGAUGAGGAGGAGAGGCACGCGCACGAGCAGGAGAGAAACACGUGACCACAGCAGCGGCAGGUCGAGCAGCAGCUUCUGUCGGCUGUGUCACGGUAAGUUCUCGCGGCGGCGUCUGCUGCAGGCGUUUGCGCAGCUGCAGGGCGAGGCGUGCGGGGGGGUGUACCCGCUCUUCUGCGCAGACUUCCAGCAGCUGCUGGGCAUCCGCAUGGAGCGAGACCCCGCCCUCUCCCAGUUCAUCUGCACCGGCUGCCACGCCCAGUUCUACCGCUGCCACAGCAUCCUGCUGCAGUUCCGGAGCCGAGUCAACCUGACCCCGCCCACCGCACACAGCUAUAAUGACGCUGUUUCCUCCAGGAGCGGCGCUGAACACUCGUCCUCACAGGAGGACAUCAGCCUUAUCCGCUCUCAGAUGCCGUGGGACCGCCGCUGUCUGCUCAGCCUGGUGUCCUGGGCUCACGGUCACGCUGAGGGCUGCAGCUCCUGCCCCGGCCUGCAGGAGGUGCUGGAGGGUCCGUGCGGCGGCGCUCUGAGGGCGGUGUGGGGCUGCGGGGACGGACACAGCUACGUGAUGGACAGCGGCGCCGCUGCGUCCACACACACCACUGAAGAUCACACUGAUGAACACGCACAACCCACACACCAGCAGGGGGCAGCACUGAGCGGCAGCGACCCACUGAGAUCAGCCGAGCCACAGAAUCACAGCGACACACACGACACACAGUGCAGUGAGCAGACAGACGCUUCACUAACACCAGCGCCGGCAGAGGAUGCAGACAGUGAGCUCUCAGACAGGAACAUGCUGAGCGAUGAGGAGUGUGAAGAGCAGAGGAAGAGUGGAUCAUCUGAAGACUCUGAUCCACACACUGAUAAACGCUCCUCCAAGAGGAAAGAGACGAAGACUCCAGAGCCCAAAACCAGGAGGAAACCAGGACCCAAACCCGGCUGGAAGAACAGCAGCAAGUCUGAGCGAGAGGAGCUGCCGACUAUCUACAAGUGUCCUCAUCAGGGCUGUACAGCAGUGUACAGAGGGGCCGACGGCAUGAAGAAGCACAUUAAGGAGCACCAUGAGGAGGUGCGCGAGCGGCCCUGCCCUCACCCCGGCUGCAACAAGGUGUUCAUGAUCGACAGAUACCUGCAGAGACACGUCAAGCUCAUACACACAGAGGUCAGGAACUACAUCUGUGAUCAGUGCGGUCAGACCUUUAAGCAGAGGAAACACCUGUCAGUGCAUCAGAUGCGGCACUCCGGAGCCAAACCACUGCAGUGUGAGGUGUGUGGGUUCCAGUGUCGUCAGCGAGCGUCUCUGAAGUAUCACAUGACCAAACACAAGGCGGAGGCGGAUCUGGAGUUUGCGUGUGUGAUCUGCGGGAAACGCUUCGAGAAGGCGCACAACCUCAACGUACACAUGUCCAUGGUGCACCCGCUGAUGCAGAGCGCCGGCGCAACCGUUCCUGCGGACCCGCCGCUCACACACUCCUGACACACACACACACUCCAGUCUGAUGCACAGCUCAGGGGCAUUCAUUUAUUAAAUACACACACACACACGUGAAGAAUCAGCCAAUCACAGGAGGCGUGGACAUGCCAAUUUAAAUAUGUACAGAUGGGAGCGUGUGACUGCGUGAAGCGGUUUACCCUGACCGACUCUGUGUGUGUGUGUGUGUGUGUGUGUGUGUGUGUGUGUGUGUGUGAUCAGACUGUAAACUGCUGUAACCUGAGGGGGAGGGACUAUGUCUGAUCGUGUGUCUCUGUCCUGUGCUCUGAUUGGUCGGCCGUGGAUCAGAGCUCAGGUGUGUUCAUGUUUGUCCGCGGGUGCUGGUGUGUUUCCCCCCGAACGCUGCUGCCAUCUCUGCGUCCAGCUGCUCGAACUCAGACUGCAGCUGCAGAGACACACACACACACACACACACACACACACACACACACACACGAGCGUCGGGAUACUGCACUGAUCAGCAGGCUGUUACGGUCACAUGACCCUGAGUGUUUUAAUGUGUCCAAUAAACUGAAUAAUGAUGAUGUGUGCUGACACA